Drosophila gunungcola (fruit fly) is the source of this 1309-nucleotide messenger RNA. Its product is annotated as Kv channel-interacting protein 1. NCBI's taxonomy places the organism in Eukaryota, Metazoa, Arthropoda, Insecta, Diptera, Drosophilidae. Gene Ontology annotation, molecular function: calcium ion binding. The record is from RefSeq and is a predicted model, not a curated record. The transcript is spliced from 7 exons. The coding region runs from base 674 to 1294 and encodes 206 amino acids.
GCGUCGAACGGUUUCUGGCUUUAUAUGGGUGAAAACAACAGCAACAACAACAAUCGUUGAGAAAGGACCACAAAGUUUUGCUAAAUAAAAUGUAACAUACAACCAAAAAAUAAGUGAGCGCCAAAGUAUGCAAAUAAUUGAAUAAGCCGAAAUCAUUAACUAAUUAAAACGAGACACGCACAGAGGGCAGGAAAAUAUCGAAAGGAGUAAAGUGUUUUCGAGGAGCUGGUUUGCUGGCAUGCUUUGAGGUUAAUACCACCCACCCACCGCCCAUCAUCACCUCCUCCUCCUCCAAAUCUUCGUUUUGGCCAAUUUCUCCGUCUGCUUUCGCCGCUUUCUUCGUCACCGCCGCUGCCGUCACCAUCAAAAGGCAUGGAAGCAAUGGUUGCCUCAUUAGCGACUUAGCAGGAUGGCGUAAAGGAAACCGUAACCAAAAACCCCAAAAACAAAAAAAAGAACACGCUGAAAGGGAUUGAGAGCAGCAACUGCUGAAAAGGUGGAGAGCCCAUAAAAAAAGGACAAAGAAAUUGUAUACUCGUAGCGAAUUUUAGGCAUAAUGAGUUCGUUCUCCUGCCCCUAAAACCGAGCACCUCAAAUGUAAAUUGAUACUUAGCCGCCAAUCAUAAUCAGCACCGAAAUUAAGCGGCCAGUCCACAACAACUAAGCAGCAACCAUGGCCUCACCACCAGAAAGUCCCAUUGAGGAGGUGGUCUAUGAGUUGGAACACACACGAGUGCCUAAGCCCAUUCCCGUUGCCCUCGAGGAUCUGUGCCGGCAGACCAAGUUCACCAAACAGGAAAUCCGGGUUAUGUACAGAGGAUUCAAAACGGAAUGCCCUGAGGGCGUGGUGCACGAGGAUUGUUUUAAGGAUAUUUACGCCAAAUUCUUUCCACAUGGCAAUUCGAGUUUAUACGCUCAUUAUGUGUUCAAGGCGUUCGAUGUUAAUUGCAAUGGCGCCAUUAGUUUUCGGGAUUUACUGGUCACCUUGUCGACAUUGCUCAGGGGUUCCGUGUACGAACGACUGCGCUGGACCUUUAAGUUGUACGACUUAAACGGCGAUGGAAGGAUUAGUCGCGGCGAACUUAGUGAAAUCAUAUUGGCCAUUCACGAGCUUAUGGGUCGGAGACCCCACCAGCCUGAGGACGAUCGCAAGGCGAGGGAUCAGGUGGAUCGUGUGUUUCGCAAACUGGACUUGAAUCAGGAUGGAAUUAUAACGAUAGAGGAGUUUUUGGAGGCCUGCCUGAAGGACGAUUUGGUAACGCGCUCGCUGCAAAUGUUCGACAACGACCUUUGAUGACAAGAGGGCGAG